AUGAAGGGACAGAACGUGGACCCUCACGUCGUUGCCAAGUUCAUGCGUCACAAGAAUAUUGAGACUCAAGGUGAGUAUAAUGAGCACUCGGCCGUCCAUGAUGCAAGUCGUUUCGCCGCCAUUGCCAAGUCCACGGUAGGAGAUAACAACAAACGGAAGUCGCCACCCGAAACCGCCACCAAUCUUGAUCGGUCCACGGGUAGUUCGACAAUUCCACGGGCCCCUUCCAUGGAAGAAUAUCCACCUCAAUAUUCCAUCGGUCGCACCAUGGGAUACUCUCAUGAAGAGUGCCGCGGUGGUCCAGUCAUGAUGCCCACCAUUCCGUUGCCCCAUCAAGGAAGUUUCGGGAAUGGGUUGUCCGAAUCCGAACGCCAGGAACUGGAAUACCUUCGGUCGCAACAAAUGAUGGCAAUGGAUUCCGAAAGAAUGGAACUUGAACGUCUUCGGCGUCAAUCAUACGUCCCACCACGUCCCCACUAUCCCGUCUGUAGUACCGCCCCGUCUCGACACAACUACGGUCAUGGUCUUCAUUUUGCCCAUGAAGGUUUUUCAUCAAUGGUCGAUCCACGUGGUCUGUACAAAGCGAAAAUGGGAGUAUUUCGUGAGCAAGUACCCUAUGGAACACAAUACAUUCCUCGUCAACCAUCGGCACUUACCCCACAAGGAAACGGCGUCAUGGUCAUGGGUAGUAGUCCAGAUGAAGACGAGAUGGAUGAUCAGAAGAUGCCGGCACUUCUAGUUCCGUGUGGUCCGGGGUGUGAUGUUUUGUUGAGGAUCGAGGGUGCCAUGUGGAGGUAUGUGGAUGGAAUGGACAACACCAUCCGUCAUGGUAAGAAAGAAAAUGAAGAUAGAUUGGUUUCUAGCUUUGUUGGUUGGAGAUUAUGA
Seminavis robusta is the source of this 885-nucleotide messenger RNA. The record is from the annotation of a GenBank genome assembly. NCBI's taxonomy places the organism in Eukaryota, Bacillariophyta, Bacillariophyceae, Naviculales, Naviculaceae.